This is a messenger RNA of Saxophila tyrrhenica, 1329 nucleotides long. RefSeq lists its product as uncharacterized. The record is from RefSeq and is a predicted model, not a curated record. Lineage: Eukaryota; Fungi; Ascomycota; Dothideomycetes; Mycosphaerellales; Extremaceae. Gene Ontology annotation, molecular function: hydrolase activity, acting on carbon-nitrogen (but not peptide) bonds. Bases 1 to 1329 code for a protein of 442 amino acids. The transcript has a single exon.
AUGGUCAUGAAGCCCACCUGCAACGGCUCCUUCACAAUCCACACCUCCCUCCUCUUCGACCCCAAAACCAAAUCCUUCCUCAAAGACAUCUCCCUCACCAUCUCCCCCGACAGCGGCUUAAUCACCUCCCUCUCCAAACGCACCUCCCCCCUCCCCACCACCAUCUCUCCACCCGACAUCGACCUCCGCCACCGCACCGUCCUCCCCGGCCUCGUAGACGCACACACCCACAUCCUACUGCACAGCUACCGCGAAACCCCCUCCCUCAACCAAAUGCGCGACGAAUCCCUCCCCGAACGCAUCAUCCGCGCGACCAACCACUGCCGCACCGCGCUGCUGGCGGGAUAUACCACCUACCGCGACCUCGGGACCGAAGGCGCCGGCGACGCCGACGUGCAUGUGCGGGAUGCGGUAAAUCGCGGCAUCAUCCCCGGCCCCCGCAUCUUCGCCGCGACGGAAUGUCUGGCCUCCUCUGGCGGCUACGAGACCCGGAUCGAGAGUCGUAGCGCAGGGGUCGAGGUCCCGCGCAUUUCCGACCCGGUGGAUGGGGUCGUGGGGUGCAAAGCCGGUGUGCGGCGGCGACUUGGUGCGGGCGCGGAUGUGGUGAAGUUUUAUGCCGAUUAUCGCAAACGUGCGCUACGCUGGCCCGGGCAGACGUGGCCGGGGUGUGCCGGGAUCGAGUUCCCGCCGGAGCAGACGGAGUGGUUGACCGGGGAGAGGAAUCCGAAUUUGUUGCUUUUCGGGCAGGAGGAGAUGGAUGCGAUGGUCUCUGAGGCGAAGGCUGCGCGGGCGCCGGUCGCUGCGCAUGCGAGUAGUGCGGAGGCGGUGGCGAUGGCGGCGAUGGCCGGGGUGACGACCGUGGAGCAUGGGUUUGAGAGCUGGGAGGGAAGUGAGGUGGUGGCGAUUAUGAAGGAGAAGGGCACGAUUUGGGUCCCGACGCUUGCGGUGAUUGAGGCGGAGGCCGAGCGGGCUUUGGAAGGGGUGCUGAAGCAGGUUAAGAGGGCUUGGGAGGCAGGGGUCAGGAUUGCUGCGGGUGGCGAUACGGGGGCUUUCGCGCACGGGGAAAAUGUGAGGGAGGUGGAGUUGCUGUUGAGAGCUGGACUGCCGCUGGAGGAGGCCUUGACAGCGGCGACGUUGAGGGGGUGGGAGGCUUGUGGGGGUGAGUGGGCGGGGCGGAAGUUUGGGUGGUUGGGGGAGGGGUGUGCGGCGGACGUUGUGGCGUUGGAGGGGGAUGUGAGGGAGGAUGUGGGGGCGUUGAGGAGGGUGGAGUUUGUGAUGAAGGAUGGGCGGGUGUGGAAGCGGGAGGGGGAGGCUGUGGGAAUGGUGUAG